Messenger RNA from Phyllostomus discolor (pale spear-nosed bat), 1439 nucleotides. It is a transcript of the gene MGST1, whose product is annotated as microsomal glutathione S-transferase 1. Gene Ontology annotation, cellular component: mitochondrion; membrane. The transcript has 4 exons. Gene Ontology annotation, molecular function: glutathione transferase activity. The record is from RefSeq and is a predicted model, not a curated record. Lineage: Eukaryota; Metazoa; Chordata; Mammalia; Chiroptera; Phyllostomidae. Bases 146 to 613 code for a protein of 155 amino acids.
UUAAUAGGCAAUUAGGCAGAGUGGGCGUGGCAGUUGCGUCUUGUCCUGGCGCAGCGCUGUGAAAGUCCCCUCACUUCAGCCACCCGCCUGCUGAGACAGGUUUGCUGCCUUGCUCCUGCUGUGAUCCACGAUCAAAGUUGAAAAAAUGGUUGGCAUUACCCAGCUAAUGGAAGAUAAAGUUCUCAUGGCCUUUGCUUCCUAUGCUACAAUUGUUCUUUCCAAAAUGAUGUUUAUGAGUACUGCAACUUCAUUCUACAGAUUGACAAGAAAGGUUUUUGUCAACCCAGAAGACUGCGCAAGCUUUGGCAAAGGAGAAAAUGCCAAGAAAUACCUUCGGGUAGAUGACACAGUAGAACGUGUGCGAAGGGCCCAUCUGAAUGACCUUGAGAAUAUUGUGCCAUUUCUUGGCAUUGGCCUUCUGUAUUCCUUAAGCGGUCCAGACCUCUCAACAGCCAUCCUGCACUUCAGAGUCUUCGUGGGAGCUCGGAUCUACCACACAAUAGCAUAUCUGUUACCCCUCCCCCAGCCGAAUCGUGCUCUGGCUUUUUUUGUUGGAUAUGGAGUUACUAUUUCAAUGGCUUACCGGUUGCUGACAAGUAGAUUGUACCUAUGAGGAGAACCAUGCAACUCAUCAUCCAAUUAUUUUCUAAGAAUUCUGCACUUCCAAUUUACAAUGAAUACUUUUUAAGAUUUUAAGUGGGAGGGAACAGAAAAAUUAAAAUGGGAAAGCCUAGUCUGAUUAUUCACAUCACCUGUAUCCUUUAUUCGUGUGUUAUAUUUGUGCUAGAAAUUUAAUGUAAUACUUACAUCUUUUGCCUUAUUCUUGAAGUACCUUGUUGUACAUUUAGAUUGUAAUUUGUAACAUUCAUUCACCAUUUCAUAUUUUAAAUCUAUAAAAAGAGUGAGUGCAUGUAUGAGAAACCGUUAUUUCAAUAUUGCCGAAAUAGGUAUAUAAAAUAAAGAAUUUAAAGAAAAAUUUUAUCUGAUUUUAGUUUUCUCAACUUGUAUUUUCAAAAGUCUCAAACCUGUGGAAAGGUAGAAAAGUAAUGCAAUGAACCUUUACAUGUCUUCCACCUAGAUUUACUAAUUUUUAACAUUUUGCCAUAUUUGCUUGAGCUAAAUCACUCAAUGUUUUUUCUGAACAACCUGAAGGUAAGUUGCAGAUAUCAAUACACUUCACUUGAAAUAAUUUACCACGGGUUUCCUACGAGCAAGACAAUCUCUAAAUAACCACAGCACCACUAUCACACCCAAGAAAUUUAAUAUUAAUAUAAUAAUAUCAAUAAAUAUAUACCUUAUAUGUAAAUUUCCCCAAUUUUCUUAAAAAUAUCCUUUAUGCUGGCACUGUGUUUUACUCAGGAAUCAUAUAAGAACCACCCAAGCGUUUUGUUAUCAUAUCUAUUCAGUUUUCCAUAAAAUAAAAGAGUUCUUUAACUUUU